Hypoxylon fragiforme is the source of this 1131-nucleotide messenger RNA. RefSeq lists its product as uncharacterized. Bases 1 to 1131 code for a protein of 376 amino acids. Lineage: Eukaryota; Fungi; Ascomycota; Sordariomycetes; Xylariales; Hypoxylaceae. The record is from RefSeq and is a predicted model, not a curated record. The transcript is spliced from 2 exons.
AUGUCCUCUCCAGUCUAUGUAGGUCCCGACGUCAACCGGGGAGGUGUUUUGAUCGGUAUAAUUUUGACAGAAUAUGGUCUUUCGACGGUAUUUCUGGCCUUGCGUAUGUGGGCUCGACUGAGUGUUGGAGGGACCAGUUGGGAUGACUAUUUCAUGAUGCUUACAUCUGCCAUGUUCACAGGCGUUGCGGUCCUUGCUGGUAUCCUCGGUGGUGAAGGGGGCAUACGACACUCGAUUUAUCUAAGUAAAGAACAGAGAAUAUACCUAACCAGGGAUUUCUAUAUCGCGCAAGCCUUUCAUCUCUUGGCCAUUGGAGCCGGAAAGCUUGCUAUUGGCUUUUUACUUCUACGACUCUUUGGGGCUGCCUCUAUACGGAGACGGUACCUCAUAUGGGUCUUGAUGGCCAUCCAGACUAUAUUCACUAUCCUCUCUGUCAUUUUUUCCUUCGUACAAUGUGAGAACCCAGCGGCGUUGUGGGAUCCAGAUCUACUCCCAGCAACGUACUGCUGGGACCCCGAGGUUCAAAGCCGAUUCACCAUCUUCUAUGGAAGCCUGUCUGCCGCGGUUGACUUUGUAUUUGCACUGCUGCCGAUCACUUUUAUCUGGAAACUGCAUAUGUCUGCUCGUAAAAAGGCCGGGCUAGCCGUUUUGCUCGGCGGUGGUGUGCUCUCCGGGAUCUGUGCUGCCAUCAAAACCAACAAACUGACUACACUCACGGUGCGAUCCGAUCUUCUCUGGUCGAUUUUCGAGCUUUACACUUGGAGUGGAACAGAGAUCUGUUUGAUCAUCAUGUGUGGCUGUGUGCCGGCUAUCAAGCUACUGUGGGAUCGUUUCUUCGGCCAAAAGUCACAGGCGAUGAGUGAGGGUACUCCACCUCAGUCAGACGCCUCUCGGGGGCGCUUGGCAAGCCUAUUCAAGAGCCCGAAGCGGGACAAGUUUGAGCUCACAAGCCUUAACGAUUCGCUUCAGAACAUCUCCCAUCCCGUCGAUGCAAAAGCCUUCAGCAGUCACAGCACUUCGGUUCGACCGGAAGUUUUCGAGGACGCUACUUCGAGCAAUAAACCAUCAGACUUAGAAGGUGGGAUACAGAUCAGUAACUCCUUUCGGGUGGAUUGGUCAGAAAGGGUCUAG